AUGACAGAAGAUCCUCCACGACGCAGGAAACGCGGGAGGCGGUCGAUGACGGGAUGCCGCACCUGCCGCGCGCGCCGCAUCAAAUGCGAUGAAGCUCCCACCCAAUGCAACAACUGCGCCGCCGCAGGACUGAAGUGCGAGGGUUAUGACUUAAGUGGAGCUGUGCCUGGCCUGGGUGCCGACCGCGGACGAGAGACGGUGCUUCUCCUAUUUCCAAUAUCGCUCCAUCCCAAGCCUGGCCGGAUUCUUCGAUUCCCAGUUAUGGCAGCAACUCGCUCGGCAGAUGAGUCGCGCGACCCGGCCGUGUACCAUGCCGCGAAUGCGCUAAGCGCCCUCCACGAAGACUCCGAGACGACCAAGCUGUUGCUGGUAGGCGAAAACCUCCGGCGACCCCUACAUCGGUUCGCGCUCGAACAGGCUAGCAGAUCGUUUGCCCUCCUCAACCGACGAUGUGCUUCUCAGGAUCCCGAACGCCUCGAAAUCGUACUGCUAUGCUGUCUGCUCUUUAUUCUCGCCGAGUUGCUAUUGGGACAGUAUACCAGAGCGCUGCAGCAUUUGCAAGGUGGUCUCCGGAUAUUGAAGGAGGCACCGCACACCUCGAAACAGCGUAUCCCCCAUUGCGUUAUCCAGGCAUUUCGGCAGUUGGACGUCCAGUCUGCGCAUUUCGGAUCCGGCCCAUUCUUAUUUGCGAACGACGGCCUCAAGGAACUGUCCGACGCGGACUUCGUUCGCCCCCUCCACAAUCUAGAAGAGGUACGGCGCAAUAUGAAUUCCUUGCUACUUGCUGGUAUCCAUUUCCUCGCCAAUCGCUGGCGGCUUUCCAGUGCCCAGGUCCAGGCCAAUUACAGCAAGUUAUGCCUCAGGCAGCAGCGGCUUCUGUCCCUAUAUACUCGUUUCCGCCACCAAUUCGAGACAUUCUACGAUCGCUAUUAUCCUAGUUUGAGUUACAGGAGGCAGCAAAGCGCGGAUAUCGUUCGAUUACAAUAUCGUAGUCAGCUCGUCGCGAUCAAGACUUGUCUUAUGAAGAAACCUGUGCCUAAGGACUUGAUACCCGAAUAUGAGGCUCUCCUGUUAGCCCAUGAGGCAUACAUGGCCAAGUUCCCGGAACGUCCGACGAUUACCCUGGACUUAGGAAUUAUUCCAGGGCUUCAUACGGUGGCUGUUAAUUGCCCGCGAUAUUCCCUCAGACUCAGAGCAAUCAAAGCCUUACUUGCCUGGCCCCAUUAUGAAGGUAUCAUCAGCUCGACCUUCGCCGCUUCGAUAGCCAUCGUGUCUCUAAAGGCGGAAUUGGAGGCCACAAACCAGCAUAUAUCCUCUAUUAUCGGUGAGCCAGAAGAGGAACUUGCUCGGUAUCUAUUUGACACGGUGACGUCUACACAGAAUAUCCCUAACUGGACAACUGUCCGCGCUUCUCGAUUCUUGGAGCAUUACAAGGAAACAAAACCAUCGCCUACCCCUGAAAGUGAGCAGAAGUCCGAAUCCAAUCGACAGAAGAAACUAGUAUAUCGCUAG
This is a messenger RNA of Aspergillus nomiae NRRL 13137, 1512 nucleotides long. Its product is annotated as Zn(II)2Cys6 transcription factor domain-containing protein. Gene Ontology annotation, biological process: regulation of DNA-templated transcription. NCBI's taxonomy places the organism in Eukaryota, Fungi, Ascomycota, Eurotiomycetes, Eurotiales, Aspergillaceae. Bases 1 to 1512 code for a protein of 503 amino acids. Gene Ontology annotation, molecular function: DNA-binding transcription factor activity, RNA polymerase II-specific; zinc ion binding. The record is from RefSeq and is a predicted model, not a curated record. The transcript has 3 exons.